Molecule: messenger RNA, 847 nt
Organism: Brassica napus (rape)
Lineage: Eukaryota; Viridiplantae; Streptophyta; Magnoliopsida; Brassicales; Brassicaceae
Exons: 2
Coding region: 153-479 (108 amino acids)
Source: RefSeq, a predicted model, not a curated record
GAUCGCCGAAACACCACGAAUCGAACAUCGUUUCGUCGCUAUGAAGACGAAAUAGUAUUUGCAUCUCGCAGAUUUCCACUGAAUCUCUUGUUUUCUCCGACGCUACUUUAGCUUCUCCGUCGACCGUGGUGGUGGUGGUGGUUGAGAAGGCGAUGAUAACGAGAUCGAAACUAGCGGAACAGCUAAGAGAAUAUCAGAUUAAAUCAAAGCAUGAUUGGGCCUCCGUCUCUAUCUUCUCUUCCUCCUCCAAUUUCUCUUCUUCUUCUUCCAGGGUGGAUGUGGUAGUCUUUGUUAUUUGGGAACUGGUGAUCUUAGCGUUCCUGGUGUUUUCAGCUGUCUCCUUGUACUUGAAGCGGUUGGAACUCGCGUUCAUCUUGCUUUGUGUCUGCUUACUAUUGUUCGUUUGUAUGAAAAUCACAAAGCAAGUGAGAAUAGCUAGGAAGAAGAAGCGGAGGAUGCUUCUUCCUCUCUCUAUGUAACCAUGAAUCUGCAAUAGAUUCUUACACAACCAAACUCAACUCUACCACAUAAGUGCAUCGAUGAAGGUCAAGUUUUAAUCUCACAAUUGUCUCUGGUACGCAAUGCUUCUUGUCCUUUGAAGAGUAAACCUGACCUGAUGGAUGGGUGGAAUCUCAGAGCUUAGCUUAGACAAAUCAGAGUUGAAAAGAUUGCUUCUUUUUUUUUGUUUUGUUCAUUGAUUAGGUCGUUUUUUAACACAAUAUAUCCUCUUUGUGUAGUUACUUUGCUUUGUUGUCUGUUGAAAGUUCAAAAGGAAUGGUUUGCAAGAUUUCAUGUGAAUAGGAAAAGAGAACACACUCGUGAAAAUAAACAGAGUGUUUUUUUACAA